Messenger RNA from Talpa occidentalis (Iberian mole), 4340 nucleotides. RefSeq names its product zinc finger DHHC-type palmitoyltransferase 18 (gene ZDHHC18). Gene Ontology annotation, cellular component: Golgi apparatus; endoplasmic reticulum. The transcript is spliced from 8 exons. Gene Ontology annotation, molecular function: protein-cysteine S-palmitoyltransferase activity. Gene Ontology annotation, biological process: peptidyl-L-cysteine S-palmitoylation; protein targeting to membrane. The coding region runs from base 1 to 1149 and encodes 382 amino acids. NCBI's taxonomy places the organism in Eukaryota, Metazoa, Chordata, Mammalia, Eulipotyphla, Talpidae. The record is from RefSeq and is a predicted model, not a curated record.
AUGAAGGACUGCGAGUACCAGCAGAUCAGCCCCGGGGCCGCCCCGCCGCCCGCCUCCCCCGGGGCGCGCCGGCCCGGGCCCGCCGCGCCCCCCGGCCCGGGCCCCGGGCCCCCGCCGCCCGCCUCCCCCGGGGCGCCGCGCUGGAGCGGCAGCGGCAGCGGGAGCCUCGGCCGCCGGCCGCAGCGCAAGUGGGAGGUGUUCCCGGGCCGCAACCGCUUCUACUGCGGCGGCCGCCUCAUGCUGGCCGGCCACGGCGGCGUCUUCGCGCUCACGCUGCUGCUCAUCCUCACCACCACCGUCCUCUUCUUCGUCUUCGACUGUCCCUUCCUGGCCCGCCAACUGACCCUUGCCAUCCCCAUCAUUGCUGCCAUCCUCUUCUUCUUCGUCAUGAGCUGCCUGCUGCAGACAAGUUUCACCGACCCUGGAAUCCUGCCCCGGGCCACUGUCUGUGAGGCAGCCGCCCUGGAGAAACAGAUCGACAACACAGGAAGUUCCACGUACCGGCCACCUCCUCGGACCCGGGAGGUGAUGAUCAACGGGCAGAUGGUGAAGCUGAAGUACUGCUUCACCUGCAAGAUGUUUCGGCCCCCGCGGACCUCACACUGCAGUGUCUGUGACAACUGUGUGGAACGGUUUGACCAUCACUGCCCCUGGGUGGGCAACUGUGUGGGGAGACGGAACUACCGCUUCUUCUACGCGUUUAUUCUCUCCCUCUCCUUCCUGACGGCCUUCAUCUUCGCCUGCGUGGUCACCCACCUGACGCUGCGCUCUCAGGGAAGCAACUUCCUCGCCACUCUGAAGGAGACACCAGCGAGCGUGCUGGAGUUGGUGAUCUGCUUCUUCUCCAUCUGGUCCAUCUUGGGCCUCUCAGGGUUUCACACUUACCUCGUCGCCUCCAACCUGACAACCAAUGAAGAUAUCAAAGGCUCAUGGUCCAGCAAGAGGGGCGGUGAGACCUCCGUCAAUCCCUACAGCCAUAAAAGUGUUAUCACCAACUGCUGCGCUGUGCUCUGUGGCCCCCUACCUCCCAGCCUGAUUGACCGGAGGGGAUUUGUGCAGUCCGACACCAUGUUGCCCUCGCCCAUCAGAAGUGACGAGCCCACCUUCGGAGCCAAGCCCGACGCCAGCAUGGUAGGAGGCCACCCCUGAUCCAGGCUCAGUCCUUGCCACCCGCUGGCCGGUCCGCCCCUGCGCACUCACCUGCUGGGAACCUCCUCAUGCCACCUGAGGGAUGCAGAGCUGCCAAAGACUCCAGUCUUUUCGUAUUUAUUUCCCACCCUGCGUGGCUUUUCUCACCCUGUUCUGUGGCUGUAUCCUCUGCUCCCCAAACCCAGGUUCCCAAAACCUUAGGCCCUAGAUCCUCUCCGCUGAUAAGUGGCAAGAGUGAUAAGAAAGAGGCCAAAGCCUUGAGCCCACCCAGGGGAACCACACCAGGGGUCUGCUGUGUCACGUGAGCCCUGUGUGAGUGAGGGGUGGACUGAGUGUGGCAUCUCCCAGUGAGGGGAGCUGCUGGGCCCUGCCGAGCCAGGGUCCCGAGGCGAAGCAGGACCAGUGAGCAGUCAGCUCUAGACAGCAGGCUGUGGGAGCGGGUGCCCCCGUGUGCUGCUUUGGUUUGUGGGCUCCAUCCUUUUUAUGAUGGUCAUCAUUUGUUCUUCCGUUUUUUAGAUUUCUGUUGUUUGUUUUCGUCUGGAGUUGUCCAAUAGGGUAGACCUGGAGUUCCAGGGCGAGAAGCAGAGGUGGGGGUGGGGUGGGGGGAGCAGCCUGUAUCCGAGGAAGCCAGACCAGCCAGCCAGGAUCCCCAGACUCAGCCUCUGCCUGAUUCCUGGGUGGCACUCUAGGAGGUGAGGCCUGGCCCUCUCUCUGCCCAUGGAAGGUUCUCUAUGGGAUCUCAGCCUGACCCCCCACCUCUCCCAAGCCAGGUCUGGGGAUGGGUUAGGGUUAUGCAUAUACUGGCAAUACUUGAAACGGGUUUAUUAAUGCUGGGUAUUUUGCACAAUUUUAUAGACCUCUUUUUUACAUAGCAUUUUUUAAAUGGAAGAAGGAAAAAAAAAAGUCACGUUGCUAUUUGUAGUGCCAGGGUGAGUGUUUCCAGAAGGCAAGUUGGUUUUAAUAAGUUAAUUAUUAGAGACCUUCUGGCUGUGCGUGAGAGUGUGUUCGUGUGCCCAUGUGCGAAUGUGACUGGCUCCCACUUCCCCACAUCCCCUGGGCUGUCCCCUCCCCGCCAUCCCCCUGGGUGUCAGCAGCAGGAGUAGCCUGCGCUGUGGGGACAGGGAGCAUGUGCAUUGGUCACGAGAAAUGGCUGAGCUCCUGCUGUGGCUCGCCCCCACCCUGUCUUUUCCUCCUCGAACUUCAGACAACCAGUGGCUGGGGACUCGCCACCUCCUGCCACCUAGCCCCCAGGUUAGGCUUCCAACUGGGACCUGCCCAGACAGGCCGAGGCUGGGCGGGGUGGAUGGGGUAAUGGCUGCUGGGGAGCGGCUGCCACCCUACAAGCCCCGUUCCUCCUCCGAGCUCUAAGCACGGGGCCUGGUGCCAGGGCUAGAGGACUGGCAGUGUCUGCCACUGGCAGCCUCCCUCCGGAGGAAAGGAAGAAGGGGCUGGGUGGGCCAUGAGUGAAGACUGGCCUACAUCGGGGCCAGAAACUCAGAGGAUGACCCUCAUCUGCUGGGAGCUACAAUUAUCAGAAUGAUAGAAAAUUGUCCUCCAUCCCCCUCCCUGGCUCUCAAGUGGACCGAAGCCCUUGGGAAGUGACAUAGGAAGUCUCUGCAUGUUGCGCUUCCUUGUUCCAGAGACUAGAGGGUCACAAAGAAUUGAGAAGUGGCCGCCACAGAGGGCCCCCUCGGGGAGAAACAGCUUCACCCCAGCCUUAGGGGCUGGGGCUGGGGGAUGCUGCAGUGGCCCUGGGGGAGAGGAGGAAAGUGGCAAGAGGAGGGGACUCCCACCUGACUUUUAUUUAAGCCAGUAUUCUUUGUUUCUGCUUGUAAUAAAACUUUCAUUUUUAAGAGUUGAUUUGCUCUGUUUUUGUUUUGUUUUGUUUUUUGCUCUUCCUUUGCUGAGGCCCAGCUAGCAGCCUGUUCUCUCACCCCGCGCGGUCUUUUCUGGGAAGGCAGAGAGAAAGCAGGCAGCCAUCUGGCCAGUUCUCGUCUGCUGGCAGUCCACCUGCUGGCAGCAGAGCCGAGGGGACUGCGGCUGGGCCCCUCAGUUGUGAGAAGAGGCCAUCCUGUCUCCUCUUCAUUCUCUUUACCUUCCCCUGCCUCAGGGGCUUGGAGACCCCAACUUCUUCCCUGCUGCCUUUCUACUCUGACCCCCAGUGACUGUUCAACUAAGAAAGUGUUGAUGAGACAGUAGAUUCUAGUUUGACAGCCGGAGCCACCAUGGCCCCCACCCACCUGGGCAGCAGGGCCCGGCCACACAGUUCAUAACAUGGCCCGCCUCUCUGGUAUCUCCCCCCAGGAGGACACCUGUCAGGAUUUUGCCAUCUCCUGCACAGCCUGAGGGGAGCUAACAGGCCUCUUGACAGAGGGUUAGCUGGUAAGACCGUAUCUCCCCUGUCGGCCAGCACUGCCACUCCCCUCACACGCCAUCUCAUCCUCAUCGCAUGCCUCACCCACCCGUGGAGCCAUUCAUCUGUCUGGUGUGUGGUGUGGUAUGUGUGCUGGCCGUGGCAGGACCCUCUGGGUUCCCCCUGAGCAGAAGGAUGGGGCGUGGGGGCAGGCGAAGAGCCCGGCCACUCUGGACAGAGAAAGUAGAGUGGCUCUCCAGCCGGAGCAGAAGGUGAAGGGUGAGGCUGGGAGAGGAUGGCCCACCUGCUCCGAGGUGCUCGGGCCUGUUCUGGUGGUGUCCUGCGGGGCAGGGGCCUGGCGCACUAACACUCGUGUCCUGCCUUUCCGUCCCUGCUGAGCUUUCUCUCACCUGCCUACUUUCCUGCUUCAUUGCCUUCUGCCUGAGCCUUGGCCCUUCUGUGGGGAAGAGGCAGGUGCCAGGGCAUCACUUGUCCCUGCUCGCACCCCUGCAGGCCUCCUCCCUACUCUCAAUCCUGCUAACCCUCUCUCUUCUCCUCCUCUGCUGUCAUGCCGGGAUCUCCAGUGUGUUCGGGGGCUUAAGGACCUCCUGAGGACCUCUGCUCUCUGCCUCUCCAGGAGUGGCCUGGGGGGAGCCAGGCACCCGGCACCUCCACCUGCCUAACCCGUGGCUCACCUGCCACCAUCUGUGCCUACAGGGUCUGCCCCCAAACCUGCCCCACACGUGUGCUCUCCAGGGCCCCCAACGGGGCAGGAGCCGGCCUCUCUGCCCUACUUCACACCGGCCUGAGUGUAGUAAGCCAUAAUGCAGCUGUCAGC